GGUUAUGUGUGUUUUAUGUCAAAGAUUCACUCAACACAAAAAAAUCCGCACGCAGUUUUUGUUGACUAAACAGAAUCGAGUCUGAAAAAUAUGGUUAAAGUGGACGACAGUAAAUUGCAAUCAAUUGGCAACGUGCUAAACGAUCCCAAUCGACCGCUAAAAGAACGAUUUCGUGCCCUUUUCACGUUGAAAAAUAUUGGCGGACAUCAAUCCAUCAAAUCGAUAGCGGAAUGUUUCCGGGAUGAAUCAGCUCUGUUGAAACAUGAACUGGCCUACUGUCUGGGUCAAAUGCAGGAUGUUGCCGCAAUACCGUGUCUGAUAGCCGUAUUGGAAGAUGUUAACCAGGAGCCGAUGGUACGACAUGAAGCUGCUGAAGCAUUAGGAGCGAUUGGAAACAUUGAAGUCAAAGAAAUUUUGGAACGAUUUGCAAAAGACCCGGUUGUCGAGGUGGCGGAAACAUGUGAAAUCGCAUUGGACCGAAUCAAUUGGCUGGCCAAUAAUAACGAUCGUGUCGUAGACAAUAACCCAUAUGCAUCCGUUGAUCCAUCGCCACCAUCGAGUACGAACAAUAUUUCCGAACUGAAGGCAACAUUAUUGAACGAAGAUGCCAAGCUGUUCGAUCGCUACCGAGCCAUGUUCAGUUUGCGCAAUUUGCGUACGAACGAAAGUGUUUUGGCGUUGAGCGAAGGACUGCGAUGUGGCAGUGCUUUGUUUCGGCAUGAGGUGGCGUUCGUUUUGGGCCAGUUGCAGGAAGAGUGUAGCAUUCCGUUUUUGGCCGCAAGUUUACGAGACAUCAACGAAAACGAAAUGGUUCGACAUGAAUGUGCUGAGGCCUUGGGUGCUAUCGCUAGCGAGGAAUGCGUCCAGAUACUGAACGAGUAUUUGAACGACGACAAGCGUGUUGUGAAGGAGAGUUGUGUUGUUGCUCUAGAUAUGUGUGAAUACGAAAACAGUCCAGAAUUUCAAUACGCCAAUGCACUGCAAUGAUUGUACCGACAAAAGCAAAUCGUCCACCGUUUGUUAUAAGAAAUUUCCGAUUUUUAUUCAAUAAAUUUCAGUCAAAAAAA
This is a messenger RNA of Bradysia coprophila, 1067 nucleotides long. RefSeq names its product deoxyhypusine hydroxylase nero (gene nero). Gene Ontology annotation, molecular function: deoxyhypusine monooxygenase activity. Gene Ontology annotation, biological process: peptidyl-hypusine biosynthetic process. The record is from RefSeq and is a predicted model, not a curated record. NCBI's taxonomy places the organism in Eukaryota, Metazoa, Arthropoda, Insecta, Diptera, Sciaridae.